AUGGCGCCGCUGGAUACGCAUGGGAAACAGGGUGACCUCAAAGUGGUCCAUGACCGUGAUGCCGGCAAUAGCUUCGAGCAUGUACCAGUACACGCUUACCAUCGGCUGAGUGUCCAUGUCACGUGGCCCGGGGCCGCGAGCAUCAAAGUACGGCGCCACCAUCUCGGGAUAGGUUGCGUCAGGCAGCAGGUUGAGCCCGAGGAUGCGGCCGACCUGGAUCAGGUUGAUGUGCGAGCCGUCGGCGUUGUCGGUGCGGUCGUACUCGACGUCCUUGAGCUGCAGCUCGACCAGCGGCUCGUGGCUGUUGCGCACCAGAUGCCACACGAUUUCGCGCGCCGAAAUGCUCCACUUGAGCAGCGCAUUGCUCCCGCUGAUGCUGCUGCUCUCGCUGCCGGCCUCGGCUGCCGCUGCUGCUGCUGCUGCUGCUGCUGCUGCUGCCUCGUUCGCUUCGUUGCGCGCCUGCGACCGCGUGAUCGCCUGCAUGAUGAAGAACAGCUCGUCCUCGCACGCGGCCAGGUCGCGUUCCAGCAGCAGCCGUUCCUCCCAGCCGCGUCUGUCCAGGUAUUUGGAGUGGAUCUGGAAGUGCGUCUUGAUGUCCUCGAGCUGCCGCACCCGCUCCUGCAGCCGGAUCACCACCUCGGGUGCGCCACGCAGGUCGCUGAAGUCUGA
Messenger RNA from Grosmannia clavigera kw1407, 669 nucleotides. RefSeq lists its product as uncharacterized. Bases 1 to 669 code for a protein of 222 amino acids. The transcript is spliced from 2 exons. NCBI's taxonomy places the organism in Eukaryota, Fungi, Ascomycota, Sordariomycetes, Ophiostomatales, Ophiostomataceae. The record is from RefSeq and is a predicted model, not a curated record.